ACUGUCGCCUCCGACAAUCUUAUCAUCUUGAUAACGAAUGCAGUGCUGUAUUCGAAAUAGCACGUCGUUCAGUCAAGCUCUAUACUAUACGUGCAACAUCGAAUCUUAGUAGCGCGUAAUAAUCUCCUCAUCCUUGUGUAUUAUACAUUUCGGAGAUGGUUAGUAAUCGAGGGCCAAGACUGGGCUUCAUAGAUCAUAUAUGAUUGGCGCAAUUGAAUAUUAAACGAGCCUUCCGCCUACGGCCAGUCGCAGGCACUAGUCGCGUCACAAAUUUCGAUCGGUCGGGUUCGUCGUUGCGGUUUUCCAAGCAUAAAACGCGCGCGGAGUUGAGGGUUAAAUCGAAUUUGCAUAAUGUCCGAUCCUACCGGUGAGGAAAUCCUGCAACCCGGUCAAUUGAUCAGACCCAAAGCUGAUUCGAAAACCGCCGCAGAUCUGGUCCACCGUUUGUACGGAUUGAAGGCGAAGCUUGUCUCCGAGCUGAACGCCUACGACGACAUGAAUUUUCGCGUCCUUUGCGAGGAGGAGUUUCAAAAUCCUGGGAUAACCGGCGUCGAGAGGGACGGCUACGUUCUCAAAAUCACAAACUCUCUCGACUCGAGGAAGACCGAAUUCGUCGAGGGACAAACCGCGAUGCUAGACUUCCUCGAGGCUAACGGAAUAAGAGCUCCAAAGCCCGUGAAGAAUUUAAAAAACCGCUUCUACUCCCUGGAGAUCGUCGGCGACGGAGCGGAGAAACACGUCGUCAGACUCCUGACUUACAUACCCGGAGAUCUUCUCCAUCGGCACGCCGAUCCGUCGGACGAGUUGCUAACGGAUGUCGGGCGAUUCGCUGCGGAGCUCGACGAGGCUCUGAAAAGGUUUCAUCACCCGGCUUACGACCAGCACCGCACCCUCUGGAUGCUGAGCUCUGUACCCAGGCUGAGGGACUUCGUCCACGCGGUCGAUGAUGCCCGGCGAAGACGCCUGGUGAACGAGGUGAUCGUCAAGUUCGUGGAGGAAGUUAUGGGGGGGAUGGAGAGGCUGGAGAAAGGCAUAAUUCACGGCGACCUUAACGAGCAGAACAUCCUCGUCGACGACGAAGGGAAAAGAGUGCUGGCCAUUCUCGACUUCGGGGAUUCCCAAAAGUCUUGUUUGAUAUUCGAGAUCGCGAUCGCGCUUUGCUACAUGCUGCUUCAGGCGAAAGAUAUUUCCAGAGGGAAACACGUCCUGAGAGGGUAUCGCGCUGUUAGGAGAAUACCGGAAGUUGAAAUGAACGUUUUGAAAACAUGCGUGUGCGGUCGGCUCUGCCAGAGCCUCGUGCUUGGCGCUUAUUCGCAUUUAAACGAUCCGGGGAACGAGUAUCUUCUGUAUACUCAAAAGAGCGGAUGGUCGCUUUUGGAGGAGCUUUGGGAAUUGAGUAACGAUGCGCUUAUGCAACUUUGGGAAUGA
Molecule: messenger RNA, 1428 nt
Organism: Diprion similis
Lineage: Eukaryota; Metazoa; Arthropoda; Insecta; Hymenoptera; Diprionidae
Product: hydroxylysine kinase
Exons: 1
Coding region: 352-1428 (358 amino acids)
Biological process (GO): protein phosphorylation
Molecular function (GO): ATP binding; protein kinase activity; amino acid kinase activity
Source: RefSeq, a predicted model, not a curated record